Molecule: messenger RNA, 1743 nt
Organism: Talaromyces amestolkiae
Lineage: Eukaryota; Fungi; Ascomycota; Eurotiomycetes; Eurotiales; Trichocomaceae
Exons: 4
Coding region: 1-1743 (580 amino acids)
Source: RefSeq, a predicted model, not a curated record
AUGCGAAACAAGAGGGCAGCCAAUGCGGGCCAGGACAGCAUGGAGAAAGAUCUCUCUGACCUCAAACAAAAUCUCGACCUUGCCUUGUCAGAAAUUAAAUCAAGCGGUUCUUUCAUGACACAGAAAGCACUAAGUUCGGCGGUUAUUCCUGGUCUUCACGUACCCGGCGUUGGAGCCAUCGGGCUUCCUAUAACAAUUGAGAGUGCGAAGGCAAUGAUCCAAUCUUCUCGGAUGAGUCCAUACGGUAAGGGAACAGAGACGCUGGUCAAUGAAACAGUGCGCAAGAGUUGGCAGCUUGACGCCAAUCAGUUUUCCCUUCAAAACCCGCUUUGGGAAAAACAAGUGGGUAUUUACAAAGAUCAGGCUAUUGCUGGUCUUGGUCUUACUACCGCGAAACCAGAAGAGGUCAAGGUGGAACUUUAUAAGCUGCUCAUUUACGAAGAAGGCGCAUUUUUCUUACCACACCAGGACUCUGAAAAGGCAGAUGGCAUGUUUGCGACACUUGUCAUCAGUCUGCCUUCAAAACAUGAAGGUGGUGAAGUCAUUGCCUCGCAUAAGGGCGAAAGUCUAAGAUUUUGUACAGCCUCAAACUCUGAAUACGGCUUCUCAUGGGCUGCUUGGUAUGCUGAUGUCAUGCAUGAAGUGAAACCUGUCCGAUCCGGCUAUAGAAUCGUGUCCGUUUACAACUUGAUUCAUCGUCCCUCAGCAGCACUAAUCAAAUUUCGUGGUGAUAAGGUAGGAAGCCUCAACAAGCUGUUUGCUGCGUGGACUCUCGCCAUUGAAAACUCAAAGCACCGUCUACAGAGUUGGGAUUCUGAAGUCGAAGACAAGUGCCCUGCAGCGCUUGUCUACUUACUUGAUCACCAGUAUUCGAUUGCAGAGCUCAGCGUUGCUAAACUCAAGGGGGUCGAUCGACAUCGUUUCGUCCAGUUACAGGAGGCCUGCCUGAAGAACGGCUGUGAUAUUUACCUAGCGAAUAUUGAGAAGUCUGUUACGGGAGGAGUACAAGACGAUGACUAUUACGGCGGCUAUUACGGUCGCGAUCCGGAUGAUGAAGACUUUGAAGGUUUUACAGGCAAUGAGGGAGCUCAUGCGACUCACUUUUACCGACCGACUGGCCUUUUGAUUGUGCCCAAAGCGGUCAGCUUUCUAUUCGAAAUCGAACGGUUGAAAAAAGAUCAGGGCGAUGUCAAGCAUAUUAUGGAAGAAUGUGAACGCAUGCUGACGCAGCAAUCGGACGAGAUCUUGGUGAAGAAGGCACUGGCACACGUCUGCAGCAUCUUGGCUGGAUUGGAAUAUCAUGCAGACGAAGAAGCUCGUGAGAGGUUCAUAGAUUUAAUUCUCACGAGAUCUUUGGAAUUCGCCGACUUUGAAUUGUUCAACCGGGCUCUGUUGCUCAAUAGAUACCUCUCAUCCUCUCACAAAGCCUUCAUCGCCAAGGCUAUUGCAGAUCAUGGACUAAAUCCAAUACGCUCAGCUCUAGACACAAAGCUCAAGGGCACGGAUGUUUUCGGGUAUGGGCGUAAAGAUAUCCUAGAUCUGCGACUCCUUUAUGAUAUCACGAGAGAAUAUUUAUCGGUCUGUACACAGAGAAACCUAACCCCUUCGACUGAGGUGGUAGAAUGGCAACAAGCGACGUUCCUUACGGCAGUUCAUGAAGGACUCACAGGCUUGGAGUCGGAUGGACAAAAGGUAGCACAAAACUUGAGGGAGAUGCCCAUAAUGGGGUCGCUUGAAAAGUGA